Molecule: messenger RNA, 3183 nt
Organism: Tribolium madens (black flour beetle)
Lineage: Eukaryota; Metazoa; Arthropoda; Insecta; Coleoptera; Tenebrionidae
Product: WD repeat-containing protein 44
Exons: 9
Coding region: 197-3082 (961 amino acids)
Molecular function (GO): protein binding
Source: RefSeq, a predicted model, not a curated record
AAUUUUAUGAAAGUUUCUAGUCUCGGAGAGGAAUUUUGAGCAGUCUCUACCACAGCCCCGUUGCGCCGCCACUGCCCUGGCACCUCAACGUGACCAUGACUAGUUCGUCAAAUUGACAGCUCCAGCGGCGCUGGCGCCGAAAGCAGCGAGUGCCCCCCGUGACAACGCCCCGAAAUGACGUGUUGUUCAUGAGACAAUGUCCAGCAGCAGCGACUCGGAGGAAUUCUAUGACGCCGAAGACCUAACACCUAGUCAUGGUCCAAGAAAAAAUCGCAAAAGCUCCAAGGAAAGUCUCACACAUAGGGCGAAUUCGGAACCUAAUGUCUCAACGGUGCCCCCAGGUCAAGAUGAAAGACAGCUCCAAUCAGUCAACGAGAUUGUUUUUAUUGAACCCCAGAAGAGAACACCGCUUGCAGGGCGUCGCAAAUUUAAAGAAUUAAGACAGAAACUGCAACAUGAUGAUGAGGAUUGUCAAACAAGCAAUGUAACGCCCCCCAACAGCCAAACAUCAUCAGUGGAGGGGGUUUUUGCCGCCUCCAAUAAAACCUCCCAUCCUUUCAGGAUCAUAGAGCAGGAUACUGUCAGUUUGCAGAGUAUCAACUCUUUGGGGAGGCUGACUCGAAUUUUGGGAGGGAUUGCGGAAGGCGAAAGCGGUCGUAAGGCCGUUUCCGUAUCGGCCCUCUCGUCUAGCUCCCUUGACUCGGGCUCCACCCCCAGCUCGAAAGGCAUAUCCCAAUACCCCAGUAACGCAACACUAACUUCCGAAAAGUCCAGUCUUCCUCUCCAAGAACCAGACGUAAUCGCAAGCACAAAAGCCCCUUCAUCGCACGAUCAAAAUACGGCACCAGUAGCGCCCCCACGCCGCAAAAAGAAAAAUAAAGCAGCUCUCCAAAUCAAAAAAUCUGCAUCGAGUGCGACUUUCGAAUCCUCUGAUCUGGCUAGUCCUGCAAGCACCAUCGAGUCUUUGACUCGCGAAUUUGAACAUUCGCUCGAUCGGUUACCUUCUGAAAGCGAAUCAAAGAGUUCGACGCUACGGUCAGGGCAUUCGUUGGAUAUCAAGCAGGCCUUGAAGGGUCAAUUUGUGGUCAAACCCCAAGAUAAUGAUAGUUUAAAGGCCGGGGAUGUGGGAAAGGUCAAGGCUGAAGUGGCCCAAGGGGCGAGUCCGAGAGGAUCGUCCACGAGGUCAAGUGUGGGACACUAUAGUCUGGGACCUCACAGAGGGACUCACCAGUCGCACAAUCGGAGUACAAAAGAACGUCGCAAGUCCGCCGGUGAUGAGAAUAUGUUAAAAGAUGCGAAUUUGAAAGUUAGGACUCACACCGACUCUGGAAAACAAUUAUCCGAUUUCGAGAUUUUGGAACAAGUGACUGUGCUCAAUCUAGAUACCGGUGAGAGAGUCCCUUUGAGCGUAGCCGAGGACAAGUUACCCCAAUGCAUCAACCCUUUAUCAUUACACAUAAUGCGAUUAACAUCCGAAUAUGUGAGUAGUUCGAGUAUGGAAAAACAGAAAGAAUCGGAUGAAGAAAGUGAAGAGAAGAAGAUUGAAAUCCCGAUCGUUGACGAUAAUGAAGAUGUGAGUCGAAUGAGGAAGAAGACAGCCAUGUUGAAGAAAUUCGUCGGUACUGCGAUGAAGAAAACAAUGCAUAAAGCCAAAAGUAUAGCGCAGGAAGUUUCCCAUGCGAGACACAAGGAGGACACUAUUGAUAUAGUCGAUGUUGUCAACCCUGGUGAGCAAACAAUCAAACUCAAAGCUUCCAAUUCGCAUAAGGGCCCCUACGAGUUCGAGAAAGUCGAGCAUGUCCAAGAGCUCAAAGACGAACACGAGGGCCCCAUCUGGUGUAUGAAAUUCUCCUGUUGUGGUCGUCUACUUGCCACAGCCGGCCAAGAUAAAGUGUUGCGGAUUUGGAUUGUUCGCGACGCUUUUCCCUUCUUCCAAGACAUGCGGACGAAAUAUAACGCUGAGAAAGUGUCACCAACGCCGUCACAAGAGUCGCUAGUUUCGCAUCAUUCGAGCGAAAAUAGUAAUUUGGCGGUUUUGGAAGCAAUGAAUUCGGAGGAGUGUGGCAAGAUGAUGUUUAUGCCGAAGCCGUUUUGUACAUAUACAGGGCAUACAAGUGACUUGUUGGAUGUCUCAUGGUCGAAGAAUUAUUUUAUACUAUCAAGUUCGAUGGAUAAGACGGUUAGGUUGUGGCAUAUUUCGAGGAAGGAAUGUUUGUGUUGUUUUCAACAUAUUGAUUUUGUUACGGCGAUUGUGUUUCAUCCGAGGGAUGACAGAUACUUCUUGAGCGGUUCCCUAGACGGCAAACUGCGCCUAUGGAACAUCCCUGACAAGAAAGUAGCCGUUUGGAACGAAGUCGAAGGCAACCCGAAACUAAUAACCGCGGCAAAUUUCUGCCAGAACGGUAAAUUUGCCGUUGUGGGUACUUACGAUGGCCGUUGCAUUUUUUAUAUCACCGAUCAAUUGAAAUAUCAUACCCAAAUCCAUGUCAGAUCUUCCCGUGGUAGAAACGCCACCGGCCGCAAAAUCAGCGGCAUAGAACCAAUGCCUGGAGAGGAUAAAAUUUUGGUCACUUCGAAUGAUAGUCGAAUUCGGUUGUACGACUUGAGAGACUUGAACGUCUCGUGCAAAUACAAAGGAUAUGUAAAUAUGAGUAGUCAGAUUAAGGCGAGUUUUAGCCACGAUGGCAAAUAUAUAGUGAGUGGGUCGGAAAAUAGGGAUAUAUACAUUUGGAAGACUAACCACGACUAUGCGAAAUUUUCGUCGGUGAGGAGGGAUCGGAACGAUUUUUGGGAGGCCAUCAAGGCUCAUAAUGCCGUUGUGACGUGUGCCAUUUUCGCACCAAAUCCCGAAGGGAUCAUCAAGAUGAUCGAAGAGAGUUGCAAAUCGGAAGAAGCGGAAUCUAACGAUAAACAGGUGGAGGAUCCGGUGGUGGAACAACACACCAAAGGUUGUGGGGGUUAUGUCUUAAUCUCGGCCGACUUCAACGGCUGCAUCAAAGUAUUUAUCAAUAAAAUGAAACCUAAACAUAGCUCAUUACCCGUUUCCGCAAUGGUGUCAAACACCAAAAUAAAGAAAACUUAGAGUAGCUUUACUUUUAGUACUAAAUUGUGAUCGAUUGUAUUAUAUUUUUUUUAAAUUGUACAUUAUUUUAUCCAGUUCUAAUACACACUAAUUGAGAACUA